AAUGUCAAUGCACGUUUUCCUGGAAGUACUCAUGACUCUCACAUCUGGCGCGAAUCUAACAUUUCGCAUAUUAUGGAGAAUUUGUAUAGACAGGACGAAGAAAAUCAGUUUAUUUUAUUGGGAGAUUCCGGUUAUGCAUUACGCCCCUGGUUAAUGACUCCAUUGGAAGAUCCGCCCAUUCCAGAUACACCGGCGGACCGUUUUCAUCGUGCGGUUAUGACUGCUAGGUGUUCAAUUGAGAGGUGCAAUGGGGUUCUCAAGAAUAGGUGGCGGUGUUUAUUAAAACACCGAACUCUUCAUUACACACCUACUGUAGCAGCAAAUAUUAUAAAUACAUGUGUAGUCUUACACAACAUGUGUUUACAUUAUAACAUCCCAGAACCAGAAAACGACGAAGAACUGCUUGUUGCUGAUUUUGGGAUGUAUAUGCCUCUAGGGCAGUUACAGGAAAACGAAGGCGGUUAUGCUGGCAGGGUAAAUCCAGAUCUGCAUGCUGCAAGAAUAUUGCAAAGAAGAAUAAUUCAAACCCACUUUCAAUAA
Messenger RNA from Anthonomus grandis grandis, 540 nucleotides. RefSeq names its product putative nuclease HARBI1. The transcript is spliced from 2 exons. The coding region runs from base 73 to 540 and encodes 155 amino acids. NCBI's taxonomy places the organism in Eukaryota, Metazoa, Arthropoda, Insecta, Coleoptera, Curculionidae. The record is from RefSeq and is a predicted model, not a curated record.